Anopheles coustani is the source of this 2442-nucleotide messenger RNA. Its product is annotated as peroxisomal carnitine O-octanoyltransferase. Lineage: Eukaryota; Metazoa; Arthropoda; Insecta; Diptera; Culicidae. Gene Ontology annotation, molecular function: carnitine O-octanoyltransferase activity. The coding region runs from base 403 to 2262 and encodes 619 amino acids. The record is from RefSeq and is a predicted model, not a curated record. The transcript is spliced from 3 exons. Gene Ontology annotation, cellular component: peroxisome.
AGUAACAUUCAGUUGGGUAAACAGUGUACCGUGUAUUUUCGAACGUAUCGACGAACAAUUCACGUUAAGCAGUCGUUCACAAACUCGUUCUUGUAUUUUACAAGUCAUUCAAUUCGUUACUGUGGUGAAGUAUUUGUUUUGUGUCAAUUCAUUCCUCUUGGACCGUUUCAAAGUCCAAACGCAUCCCUUUGUUUGUGUUCGGUAGCGGAGUUUUACCACGAGCUUCGUUGAGUCGCGAUUACGCGGGGCGCUGGAAAUUGUCCGGUGUAAAAGUGGAACGGCCAUCUAGUCUUGCGUAGAGGUCGUUGCUCUACGUACGUAAACAUCGAGCCAAGUGAGCGGUUGCGUGAAAUCGAGUGAAAGAAAUCAAGCUUUAUUGGCAAGGCGUAGUGUUUCGGAGCAAUGAAUCGUGAAAGUAUCUACUUCCUUCCGGAGGGAAGCACGGAGAGCACCUUUUGCUACGAUGAGGAUCGUCCCCGGCUGCCCCUGCCAAAGCUAGACCACACCCUGAAGCGAUACCUGGAGUCGUUGAAACCGUUCGGGUCGGCGGAAGAGUUGGAAAACUCCAAAAAGAUCAUCGAGACGUUCCGUAAAGGUGUCGGGGCGAAGCUCCAGGCGAUUCUCGAGGCGAAGGCCGCGAAGGAAAAAAAUUGGGUGGAUAAAUGGUGGGAAGACUAUGCGUACUGCACCUUGCGGAUGCCACUGAUUCCAUACUGCGUGAUGGUGCAACCGCUGCUAUUGAACACCGUUGGACUCGAGACGGUUCCGGAAAACUUCCUCAAGGGUCCCGCCACUUGCAUGCAUCACAACAUGGUAUUUUGGAAGUUGUUGCGCACGGAACGUCUGCGCCCUAUCGCCAGCGUGGACAAAAAGACCGUUUUCUCGGCCGAACAGUACCGCCGGCUGUACAAUACCGUGCGCACACCCGGCCUCGAGAUGGACAAGGUGGAGUGUCACUUUCGGACGGAGCGGGAAGGCCCGUGUCCGUCGCACAUUAUCGUGCUGUACGGUGGCCGUAUCUUCAAAGUGCCCGGAUUGGACGGCAACGGUGAUCCGCUAAGCCCGCAGGAUUUUCUUUUCAGCCUGCAGCAAAUUCAGCUGAAAGUGGAAGGAGAAAGUGUGCAGCAUGCGGGAUUACCGGUUCUGACGAACGACGAUCGGACCACGUGGGCAAAGAACCGACAGCACCUGGUGGAACUUUCGUCCCGCAACCGGGAGUUGCUGUUGGAGGUGGAAAGUGCCGUCGCGUUGAUGAUCUUGGACACACAUAGCCCGCAAGAUUUGUCCGACUUGGCCCAGCUGGCACUAACCGGUGACGUCCGUUCGAAAUGGGCGGACAAAAGCUGCGGUACGAUCGCGUUCCAAAACGGUCAAAUGGGUUGCUAUGGUGAGCACUGUUGCUACGAUGGGUCGAUUUCGAUUUCCAUCAGCCUGUACGUGAUGAUGAGCAUCGCGGAGGAAGGUGUACCGGAUUGGAGCGUACCAGCCAAGAAUCUUCAUUUCCCGGAGGAACUGGUGUUCGAUUUGGAUGAUACUCUGCGCGAAGAAAUUGUUCGAAUGGAGAAAGUUUCCGACGAAAUGAAAAAUAGCGUCAUAGUUUCGAUGGAUCAGUUCCAAGAUUACGGGAAAGCGUUUAUGAAACAGCACAAAAUCCACCCGGAUGCAUACGUGCAAACUGCACUGCUGCUUACCUACUACCGGCUGCAUGGGACGUUUGCCCCGACGUACGAAACGGCCAUGAUGCGGCAGUACUACAAGGGACGCACCGAAACGUGUCGCUCCUGUAGCAUCGAGACUGUCAAUUUUAUCGAAGCGAUGCAAGAUUCCAACCAAAGUUCAGCGAGCAAAGCGAAACUAUUCAAGCUGGCUGCUAAUCGCCAGAUGGAACUGAUGAACGAGGCACGCCGAGGAAACGGAAUCGAUCGUCAUCUGUUUGGGCUCUGGUGCGUAGCAUUCGACAACGGGAUACCCACGCCGGAACUGUACGACGAUCCGCUAUACAGCAAGAGUGGUGGCGGAGGAAACUUUAUACUGUCGACCAGUACGCUCGGUUACACGAUCAAUUGUGGAUUCGUGGCCCCGAUGUGCAUGGACGGAUACGGUUGUUUCUACACCAUGCUCGAGGACAGCAUUUGGGCCAUUUUUUCGGCCUAUCGUGAAAGCACCGUCACCAGCGGUCACAAAUUUCAGCAAACAUUCCACCAGGUCAUGCUGGACCUGAAAAGUCUGCUGGAGCAGAGCGAGGGACACAACAAGCUUUAAGAAAUUGUAUUCUUUUAUUUCUAAAAACGAUUCUUUGGGUUGGGGUUGGACAGUCAGCACAAAACGACGACCAAGGUAGAGGGCUAAUUACGUUUUAAUAAUCGGAACAAAUUUUACUAAAGGCUAUUGUAAACGAAUAAAACAAAAUGUUUAUUUUUUAUGCUUUAUGCACUUGUUAUA